GGAGAGGACCAGACACUGGAGAGGCGAUAUGGCAGGAACCAGCCUCGGAGCCCGCUUCUACCGGCAGAUCAAGAGACAUCCCGGGCUCAUCCCGAUGAUCGGCUUCAUUGGCCUGGGCAUGGGCAGCGCUAUGCUCUACUUGCUGCGACUCGCCCUGCGCAGCCCCGACGUCUGCUGGGACCGAAAGAACAACCCCGAGCCCUGGAACCGCCUGAGCCCCAAUGACCAAUACAAGUUCCUUGCAGUUUCCACUGACUAUAAGAAACUGAAGAAAGACCGGCCAGACUUCUAAGCCUGGUUGCAGAGCACGUCGAUGUAAACCACCACCAGCCAGCCUACUCAUUUCUUCCACUCUCCACCGUCAACCCCAGGGCACCACUCUAGCCACCCUGUCCAGCUCCUGCUUACACAGGCCAGUUCCCACGAGGAGGCAGGCAGCUCCACCCCCACCCUCUUCCUUUGCUCCCAGCAGCGGAAGCACCUCUGACCCUCAGCUUCAGUCCCACGAUGGGGGAGGGGGAGGGGGAGGGGGAGUUAGGUGGGCAGGCAGUAGCCUGGGCAACCCAAAAGGCCAUGCCAGUCCCCCUGCCCCGCGGGCCUCACAGGGCGUGGUGCACACUACGUGUGGAGCGUGGCCUACGUGAGAGCCAAGACCAAGCAGAGGCCUGAGUGCCAAGUGACGUGGCGGGCCCCACGUUAGCCCAGGCUCUGGGCACCAGCCCAGGGGCGGUGCUUUGGCUCGACUGGGCUCGGCCAGGCUCGUCACUGACAGCCCAGCCAGCUUGGGAUGAGGCACCUACACCCAAGGAGGUGAAGCUUGCUCCUCCCAGUGCCCAAGCCCCCUGCUUCCCGUGCCAAUGGGCACCCCCUCCCACCUCACACCUGGGCCUCCCCCUGCCUUCCCCACCCCUCCCCUGCUCCUCUCCGUCCCCUGGGAUCAAACAGAAGCAGCCGUGGGCAAAAUACAAUUUCAUUUAACAAAUUGAA
Molecule: messenger RNA, 987 nt
Organism: Balaenoptera ricei (Rice's whale)
Lineage: Eukaryota; Metazoa; Chordata; Mammalia; Artiodactyla; Balaenopteridae
Gene: COXFA4L2
Product: NDUFA4 mitochondrial complex associated like 2
Exons: 4
Coding region: 29-292 (87 amino acids)
Source: RefSeq, a predicted model, not a curated record